GUUUCCUGAAAGUCACAGAAGGUUUUCCGUCACGCUUGGAAAGGGAAGGGACCAUCUUAAGGAACGCCCAUCUUUCCAUCGUCCAAUCAGAUCUGAGGAAGCAGAAAGCACUUCCGGGCCAGUUUUUCAGUGUACAACCGAUCAGCUGACUCACACAGCCAUGCGGUUCCGUUUCUGUGGUGAUUUGGACUGCCCAGACUGGGUACUUGCCGAAAUCAGCACAUUAGCAAAAAUUUCAAGUGUCAAAAUGAAACUCCUCUGUGCUCAAGUGCUGAAGGAUUUGCUCGGGGAUGACAUUGAUUAUGACAAGGUUACAAAGCUUACUGCAGAUGCAAAGUUUGAGAGCGGAGACAUCAAAGCUAGUGUGGCAGUGCUCAGCUUCAUUUUCUCCAGUGCAGCCAAACAUGAUGUUGACAGUGAAUCUCUGUCCAGUGAGCUGCAGCAGCUCGGUCUGCCUAAAGAACACACAACAGGGCUCUGCAAAUCAUAUGAAGACAAGCAUUCCGCGCUGCAAGGCAAACUAAGAGAGACGAGUCUGCGAUUGGGAAGACUGGAGGCCGUGUCUUGGCGUAUCGACUACACACUGAGUUCCAGUGAGCUGAAGGAAGUGAAUGAACCGCUGAUUCAGCUUAAACUGCAAGCACAAGGAGCCGAGUCAGGCUCAACAGAGACGACUGUUGUUUCUGUUUCUGCCAACAAGUUCAGAGUCUUGCUUGCAGAACUCAAACAAGCCCAGGCUAGGAUGAAUGCACUACAAUGAGGAGUAGACAAUGAAGUCCGACCUCAAUGUCGGUUCAAGAGCCAGACACAAAUUUCGCUGAUAGGCUGCCAAAAGUGCCAGACUUACAUCUUGUACAGUAUAAUUAUUUUAAUAUGAAUUAAGUAAUCUCAAAGGUCUUGUGAAUGACUUAUUCCCUCUUUGUAUUGACUGAUAGUUACUUGUAUUUUUCUACCACAUUAGUCAUAAUUAGUACACAUGUUUACAGCAAGAACACUGAAUGGAACAUUUUUGUAAAAUGUUGUAUAUUGAUUCUCACAUUUUGAUUUGAAUUAUAUUCAUACUUUGUGUUUUAGCCUACCUUAUGCUCAUAAAUAUCAAAAUAAAAUGUGAAAUACA
Messenger RNA from Cottoperca gobio, 1117 nucleotides. It is a transcript of the gene commd4, whose product is annotated as COMM domain containing 4. The transcript is spliced from 9 exons. The record is from RefSeq and is a predicted model, not a curated record. Bases 161 to 760 code for a protein of 199 amino acids. Lineage: Eukaryota; Metazoa; Chordata; Actinopteri; Perciformes; Bovichtidae.